Drosophila ficusphila is the source of this 1823-nucleotide messenger RNA. It is a transcript of the gene Ccdc114, whose product is annotated as coiled-coil domain-containing protein 63. Bases 238 to 1659 code for a protein of 473 amino acids. The transcript is spliced from 5 exons. The record is from RefSeq and is a predicted model, not a curated record. Lineage: Eukaryota; Metazoa; Arthropoda; Insecta; Diptera; Drosophilidae.
UAAAGAACAUUGCAAUUUUUUAAUAAGUUUAUAAAUAUAUUUUUUUUGUUUGAGUUUUACAAAAAUUCAACGAUUCGAAGUACAAGCAAUGACUUUCGUCGGAAAUACCUCAACUCAGUAUAACGAAUCCGUUACCAAGCAACCUGCCAUCAGCAACGCUGUUUACUUUCAAAAUCAAUUGCGAAUCAUAAGAUUUGCAAACUCCGUAUUCACAUCUUAAUAAGUUAACUGAGAACCAUGGCUGACUUAAGUGAACUUGACCAAUUGGCCACUGCAGAGCUGCUAAGACUUCAGCGGCAACAUCGGGGUCUCCAACUGGAUCUUCGGGGUCUUCUCGAGGAGAAGGCAAAGCGUUUGAAGAAGCAGAACCACAUGAUUAACGUACUGCAAGUGGAACACCAGAAGCUAAAGGAGGAGAUCAAGACCCUCGAGGGCGGAACUCAUGCCCGAAAGAAUACCAAUAGGGAGAAGCACCUGGGAACAUUGCAAGGGCAUCAGGCCGACCUCCAAAGAGUACUCCAAAAUGAACGGACCAAUCUUUGGGAGCUGGAAGGACACAUCCGGAAAAUGGAGAAGGAAAUCGAUGCCUUAAGACGCAAUGAGGUGCCAGAUAACUGCUACAAGGACACCAUUUGCAAGGUCCAGAAAAGCGUGGUCAAGUUGGAGAAUCGCUUGGAUGUGGUUAACAAAAAAUGUAGUGAUGUUCUGACAGAGAACAGCAAGAUGAGGGAUGCCAUUAAUCACAUGCUGCAGGAUAGGGCAAACUUCAAUGACAUGUGGCAGUCGAUGGUCACCCAGUUCAACGAGGGCAAGAAGUUCAUCAUGGACCUAAUCGAUCAGUCCACCCUGGCCUUUGAUCAGCGGGAAGAGCUGUGCAACAAGUUGUCGGUGCUGAAGGAUCGCAAUGAGAACGACAAGGUGAUGCACAUCCAAGAGAUGCGGGAAAUGCAACGACGACUGGAGCACGAUGCCAAGUUGCAGAAGUUCUUCGACAUUAAGGGUCAGAAGAGAUUGAAUCCUGAACUGGAGCAGCGGGAGCUGGACAAGAAGCAGAGCCAGAAGGAGAACUACGAGCGGCAGCUCCUCGAAUACAAGGACAUCAUCGAGAAGAUCAAGUUGCUCUACGGCGAGGAGGAUGCCGAUCGACUGGUGGCUCAAUUCAAGCGGCAGGAGGACGAGAACUUUGCCCUCUUUAACUAUGUGAACGAAUUGAGUCACGAGGUGGAGGUCCUGAAUGAUUCCACGCAGGAACUCCAGGAUGAAAUAGAACGUCAAAAAUCAGAGCAAACCGAAAAGGAGUUAAAGCUAAAGACAGAAGCUCUGGAUUAUCUGAAUGCUGAAAAGGAGAGAAUUGAGCAACUGGCUGAGGAAACCAGAGAAAAGAAGCGGACUCUUAUUAUUAGACUGGAACAGCUUCUUAAGGGCAUCGAGGAUAUAUUCAGACAACUGGCCUGUGAUGAUGCCCCCAUUCUAAAUGUUCUGAGCACUAAGACCUUCUUGACGGUCCACAAUGUGAAGCUUUUCAUUGGCGUUAUUGAACGACGGGUCAACCUGAUCAUCGGCGCCAUUAAUAUCGAGGAUAACUCAAACAAAAUACUAGCCAGAAAAGACAGAGUUCCCAAAUUCAAUAUACGGGAAUCGGCCAAGACUAAAAAUUAAGGCUGGAAAUUGUCUAACGUUCUUGAAAAAAAAUUAAUACAAUUUUUAAAGCGAAUUGCUUUGACACUAAUCGUAAACUAUAACCAAUAUGUCUUCAAUAAUGUAUGGACUCAUUACUCAUCAAAUUAAAUAAAUGUACUCAUCUAAUAUAUUCAUAAAGUGUA